This is a messenger RNA of Zalophus californianus (California sea lion), 2510 nucleotides long. RefSeq names its product chromosome alignment-maintaining phosphoprotein 1-like. Gene Ontology annotation, cellular component: nucleoplasm; spindle. NCBI's taxonomy places the organism in Eukaryota, Metazoa, Chordata, Mammalia, Carnivora, Otariidae. Gene Ontology annotation, biological process: attachment of mitotic spindle microtubules to kinetochore; protein localization to kinetochore; sister chromatid biorientation. The record is from RefSeq and is a predicted model, not a curated record.
UAAGCUGCACUGUUGAGAGUUUUUACAGAAUAUAAUCGUGUGUGUUGUGACAGAGAGAAAUGGAAGUGUUCCAGGAACUCCGUAAACCGUCAUCACGUUUGGAGUGUGACCACUGCAGUUUCCGAGGCACGGAUUAUGAAAACGUGCAAAUUCACAUGGGCACCAUCCAUCCAGAAUUUUGUGAUGAAAUGGAUGCUGGUGGGUUAGGUAAAAUGAUAUUUUACCAGAAAAGUGCAAAGCUAUUCCACUGCCAUAAGUGCUUCUUCACCAGCAAGAUGUACUCUAAUGUGUACUAUCACAUCACAUCCAAACAUGCAGGCCCAGAGAAGUGGAAUGAGAAACCAAAAAAUCAGCUAAGCAAAGAAACAGAUCCUGGGAAAAGCCCUCCUCUUCCUGAUCACCAGAAAAUACCCUCUAAUUCAGCAGAACUCCCAAAACCCAUACCUGCCCUUUCUGUAGAAACACAGAAACUUGGCCCAAUUUUGUCUCCAGAAUCACCAAAACCUACACCUCUCACUUCCCUGGAGCCUCAGAAGCCUGGCCCUGUUGUUUCUCCUGAGCCACAGACACCUCCUCUUCCUUCUCCUGAGCCUCCAAAAUCUGCCUCUAUUUCUUCUCCUGAACUUCCAAAACCAGUCCCUAUUGUUUCUGAGUCUCAGAAACCAGUCCCUCUUCCUUCUCCAGAACCACAGAAACUUGCCCCUAUAUCUCCUGAGCCAGUAAAGGCCACUCUUAUUAAUCCUAAACCCCAGAAACACUCCCAUUUCCCAGAAACACUGGGGCCACCUUCAGGCUCAUCUCCAGAGUCACCAGUUUUGGCGGCUUCCCCUGAACCUUGGGGUCCAUCCCCAACUGCAUCUCCAAAGUCUCAGAAACCAGCCCGGACUAUCUCCCCUGAGCCAAGGAAGCCAUCCCCAUCGGAGUCUCCUGAACCUUGGAAGCCAUUCCCUGCUGUCUCCCCAGAGCCCAGAAGACCAGCCCCGGCUGUGUCACCAGGUUCUUGGAAGCCAGGGCCACCUGGGUCCCCAAGGUCUUGGAAAUCCAGUCCUUCGGCGUCAUCGGGACCUUGGAAGCCGGCUAAACCUGCUCCAUCUGUGUCUCCUGGUCCUUGGAAGCCAAUUCCUUCGAUCUCACCUGGGCCAUGGAAACCAACUUCCUCUGUGUCCCCCGCAUCCUGGAAGUCAUCGUCGGUCUCACCUCGUUCCUGGAAGUCUCCCCCUGCGUCUCCUGAGUCGUGGAAGUCUGGCCCACCAGAACUCCGAAAGACAACUCCCACCUUGUCACCUGAACAUUGGAAGACAGUUCCCUCAGUGUCCCCUGAGCUUCGUAAAGCAGGCCCUCCCUUGUCUCCUGAGCUUCGCAAACCAGGCCCACCAUUGUCCCCAGAGAUCCGCAGUCCAGCGGGAUCUCCAGAGCUCAGAAAACCUUCAGGGUCUCCAGAGCUUUGGAAGCUUUCUCCUGAUCAGCGAAAAACUUCCCCUGCUUCUCUUGAUUUUCCCGAGUCCCAGAAAAGUUCCCGUGGUGGUUCCCCUGAUCUCUGGAAGUCUUCCUUUUUUAUUGAACCUCGGAAACCUUCUGGACCAUCUGAGUCCCCUAAGGCAGCCUCCGAUAUCUGGAAGCCUGUUCUCUCUCUUGAUACCGAACCUAGAAAACCUGCCCUGUUUUCUGAGCCCACCAAAACAGCCCCUCCAGCUUCUCCUGAACCACGAAAAUGUGCUCUUUUUCCAGAGCCCCAGAAACAUGCCCUUUUCCCUGAACUUCCCAAAUCUGCUAUCUUUUCAGAAUCUCAGAAGGCAGUUGAGCUUGGUGAUGAACUACAGACAGAUGCCAUAGAUGAUCAAAAGUGUGAUAUUUUGGUUCAGGAAGAACUACUAGCUACACCUAAGAAACUCUUAGAAGACACUUUAUUUCCUUCCUCAAAGAAGCUCAAGAAAGACAACCAAGAGAACUCAGAUGCUGAGCUUAGUAGCAGUGAGUAUAUAAAAGCAGAUUUAGAUGUGAUAGACAGCAAGCGCCAAGAAUCAAGCAGUGAUCAAGAGCAGGUUGAUGUAGAAUCUAUUGAUUUUAGUAAAGAGAACAAAGUGGACAUGACUAGUCCAGAGCAGUCAAAAAAUGUGUUACAAUUUACUGAAGAGAAAGAGGCUUUUAUCUCUGAGGAAGAGAUUGCGAAGUAUAUGAAGCGUGGAAAAGGAAAGUAUUAUUGCAAAAUUUGUUGCUGUCGAGCUAUGAAAAAAGGUGCGGUUUUGCAUCAUUUGGUUAAUAAGCAUAAUGUUCAUAGCCCUUACAAAUGUACAAUUUGUGGAAAGGCUUUUCUUUUGGAAUCUCUCCUUAAAAAUCAUGUAGCAGCCCAUGGGCAGAGUUUACUUAAGUGUCCACGUUGUAAUUUUGAAUCAAAUUUCCCAAGAGGCUUUAAGAAACAUUUAACUCACUGUCAAAGCCAACAUAAUGAGGAAGCAAAUAAGAAGCUAAUGGAAGCUCUUGAACAGCCCCUGGAGGAGCAGCACAUUUGA